Molecule: messenger RNA, 3795 nt
Organism: Lycium barbarum (goji berry)
Lineage: Eukaryota; Viridiplantae; Streptophyta; Magnoliopsida; Solanales; Solanaceae
Exons: 6
Coding region: 383-3484 (1033 amino acids)
Molecular function (GO): zinc ion binding; nucleic acid binding
Source: RefSeq, a predicted model, not a curated record
ACACGUGGAUCUCCUUAUUUUUGCAACAGACCACGUGUAUUCCAGUUUCAGCUAUUCCAUUUUGGUGUUAUAUUGGCCAUAUAUCGAGUCUCUACUCAAACAAAAUUAACAAGCACUCAAGUCUUAGUGCUUCCAUCUCAUUCUAUAAGUGCUUUUCUGCUAAGUCUCUUGUUGGUUUGGAGAAAGGAGGCCUUGGUUCACCAAAGUGAUCACAAAUUCAAGUAAAGAAGACUAGAGGAAAAUUUUUUCGACGAAACGGGAAGUGAGUUUGGAAAGGCUUAAGGAGCGCGAAAGGUACUGACGACAGGUUCGCUGAUCCACACGUUUAGGAUCCUAUUUCUGCUAUUUGGGGCGCUCUCUUCUACAGAGCCCAUCUUUUGAUAUGCCUCCAAAAAAAGCGACAGCGGCCCAAAAGGCCAAGUCAGUUGCCGUAGGAGAGACUAGCCGGGUCCAGAGGACUACCAGGGCCCAGGUAUAUAUUGCUCCGGAGACUUUGCCCCAGACAGAGGGUUCUUCUACACCGCCACUUGUGGAGGAGAUUGGGGCAGCCGUAGCUGCAGAUCGGGGGACGGCUCCACUGCCAGCUCCUGCAGUUCCAGUACCUGAGCCUCCAGCUCCACGGCCAGGCACUGAGGAUCAGUCUAUGAGGGAGGCAGUCCAGUUGCUGACUAGACUUGUGGCAGGGCAGGUUCAGGGGCAUGGACUGGGAGGUGACCGGGCAGUCAGGCGUGAUAGUUCGAGAGCCCGUGAGUUUUUGACUUGUAACCCUCCAGAGUUCUUCGGGACAAAGCCCGAGGAGGAUCCUGAGGAGUUUAUUAGGAAGAUGCGACGCACUCUAGAUUUGAUUAAUGCUUCCGAGACAGAGUCAGUCGCGUUAGCUUCGUACCGGUUAUAUGAUGUGGCGGCAAACUGGUACGAGUCAUGGGGGCUAUCCAGGGGGGACGGCGCUCCUCCAGCAGUUUGGGGCGAUUUUUCUCAGGCAUUUCUUGGACACUUUCUGCCCCCAGAGUUGCGACGAGCCAGAUCUGAUAGAUUCUUAUUAUUGAGGCAGAAGGGUCGCAGUAUUCGGGACUAUAGUUUGGAGUUUGAUUCCUUGGCCCGAUAUGCACCUACUGUGGUGGCUACUAUGGCGGACCGGAUGCAUAGAUAUAUUAUGGGGCUGGAUCGGUAUUUUGUUGAUAGCUGCUUAGUAUUGGCUGCUCAGCCCGGUAUGGACAUUGCCCGUAUCCAGGCCCAUGCCCAGGGCAUGGAGGAUCGGGGCAGAGGAGGACACCAGCCUGACAGGGGCCAGGAUCGGAGACAGCCCAAGAGGGCCAGGUCAUCUGGAGACUUUCGGGGCAGACAGCCGCAGCAGCCUAGCAGAUUUUCAUCUCAGCCGGCGCAGAACGCGCCUCCCCAGCCUGCAGGUCGCAGAUUCGAUAGCCCAGGGUAUUCAGGAGCAGGCCAGAGCUCCAGGGCUUCAGGUUCGCGGACAGAUAAGGGUUCUGGUCAGAUGAGGCCACCCAGGGUUCAGUGUUCUUUUUGCGGCAUAUACCAUACAGGAGAGUGCUACAGAGCCACCGGUGCAUGCUUUUCUUGUGGCCGUCAGGGCCAUUCUGUGAGAGAUUGCCCGUAUAAGGGUAGUUCGGGUGGUGCAGCGCAGCCUACCGGAUCAGCUGCUGGGUCUUCAUCUUCGUCAGUGGCUAUGCGCCCUACGGGGCAGGGUAUUUCGGCACCAGCGGGUCGCGGCAGAGGCCGUGGUGGAGCUUCUGGUAUUAGCGGUCCUUCGAACCGUAUUUAUGCUUUGGCCAGCCGCCAGGAUCAGGAGGCAUCUCCUAAUGUCGUUACAGGUACUUUAUUGGUCUUCUCUCGGUCUGUGUAUGCAUUAAUUGAUCCAGGUUCAACUUUAUCAUAUAUUUCACCUCUUGUUGCCGGUAGAAUUGGUAUUAUGUCUGAACCUAUAGAGCCAUUUGAGGUAGCCACACCGAUAGGGGACUUUAUUGUAGCGAAACAGGUUUAUAAAGACUGUUCUGUGAUUGUAUGUGGCCGUGAUACUAAGGCAGAUCUGGUAGAGUUAGAUAUGACUGAAUUUGAUGUUAUUAUGGGUAUGGACUGGCUAGCUUCCUGUUAUGCUAAUGUUGACUGCCAGAAUAAGGUGAUUCGCUUCCAGUUUCCCGGGGAGCCAGUUUUAGAUUGGGCUGGAAAUACAGCAUCGCCGAAAGGUAAGUUUAUUUCAUACCUUAAGGCAAAGAAAAUGAUUAGAAAGGGUUAUAUCUAUCAUCUGGUACGGGUGCAAGACUUGGACGCAGAGACGCCGACACUUCAGUCAGUCCCCGUGGUUAAUGAGUUUCCAGAUGUUUUCCCCGACGAGCUUCCAGGUCUUCCUCCAGAGCGGGAGAUAGAUUUCUCUAUUGAUUUACUCCCAGACACUCAGCCUAUCUCUAUUCCUCCGUAUAGAAUGGCGCCUGCAGAAUUAAAGGAGUUGAAGGAGCAGCUGAAAGAUUUGUUGGAUAAGGGCUUCAUCAGACCCAGUACUUCGCCUUGGGGAGCCCCGGUAUUAUUUGUGCGUAAGAAGGACGGGUCGCUGCGUAUGUGUAUUGAUUAUCGGCAGCUGAAUAAGGUAACUAUAAAGAAUAAAUACCCCCUCCCCAGGAUUGAUGAUUUGUUUGAUCAGCUGCAGGGCGCUAAGUGUUUUUCGAAGAUAGAUCUUCGAUCCAGUUACCACCAGGUGCGAGUACGAGAGGCCGAUAUCCCUAAGACAGCUUUCCGGACCCGAUAUGGGCAUUACGAGUUCAGGGUUAUGUCUUUUGGGCUUACUAAUGCCCCCGCAGUAUUCAUGGAUUUGAUGAACCGGGUAUUCAGGCCAUUCUUGGAUAUGUUUGUAAUUGUAUUCAUUGAUGAUAUCCUGGUUUAUUCUCGGUCUGAGGCGGAGCACGCAGAUCAUCUGAGAUCGGUAUUAGGGGUACUCCGGCAUAAGAAAUUAUAUGCGAAAUUUUCUAAGUGUGAAUUCUGGCUGUCUUCAGUGGCUUUCUUGGGGCAUGUUAUUGCAGCUGAUGGUGUCCGGGUGGACACACAGAAGAUUGAGGCCAUGAAGAAUUGGCCCAGACCUACGACGCCCACAGAGGUACGCAGUUUCCUGGGGUUAGCAGGCUAUUACAGGAGAUUUGUGGAGAAGUUUGCUUCGAUUUCAGCGCCUUUGACAAGGCUGACUCAGAAGGGAGCUAAGUUCCUGUGGUCUGACGCUUGUGAACGGAGCUUCCAGUUGCUGAAGGAGAAGCUGACUACAGCUCCAGUUCUGACUCUUCCAGAGGGACCGGACGGGUAUGCUAUUUAUUGUGACGCUUCUGGCAUGGGGUUGGGCUGUGUAUUGAUGCAGCAUGGCAGAGUUAUAGCGUAUGCUUCCCGGCAGCUCAAGAAGCAUGAGAAGAAUUAUCCUACCCACGAUCUAGAGCUCGCAGCGGCUCAAUACAUCAAGGAUACGUAUACGUUCGGAUCGUCAUUUUAGGGGUUGAAAAGGUGCUGAAGUAAGUUUUGUUUGAAAAAACUUAGUGUUUGAUUGUAAGGUUAUUUUAGUCAACUUUAUAUGUCGAGAAAAUUAGUCAGCUUUAUUUUCAAAAAUUAAAACCGCAGAAGUGAAAUUGACAUUCACAGCUACAUUACCCCGAGAUUUUUACGUUGAAAUCUAUUGCGUAUCAUCAUCUUAAAAAUAAAUAAAACUGAAAAUUUCACGCUAAUUUGGGAGAAAAUUAAAAUUGAAUGGGAUAAAAGGUAUUUUUUAAAAAAAAAAUCGGCUCAGCCAAAUUGCUUUGUGGCAGU